AUGUCCAACCGAGUGGUCUGCCACGAAGCCGGUCACUGGUACACGGCCUCAGGACCGCAGCUGAACGCACAGCUAGAAGACUGGCUCACACAAGCACAGUAUACAAAAAGACCCGCUGGAGCCAUCAUUACAUCCCAUAAGGAUGAGUUUACCAUUAUUUCUGUACUGGUUGGAGCUCUGAUGAAAGAACAGGAAUUUGGAAAACUCUUCAGUAAAUAUCUAGCAGAUCCUAGUAAUCUCUUUGUGUUUUUUUCUGAUUUCUGCCAUUGGGGUCAAAGGUUCCGUUACAGUUACUAUGUUGAAUCCCAGGGGGAGAUUCAUAGAUCCAUUGGACAUCUAGAUAAAAUGGGUAUAAGUAUUACAGAACAAUUAGACCCUGUAUCUUUUAGCAAUUACUUGAAGAAGUACCAUAAUACUGUAUGUGGAAGACAUCCCAUUGGGGUGUUACUAAAUGCUAUCACAGAACUUCAGAAGAAUGGAAUGAAUAUGAACUUUUCUUUUUUGAAUUCUGCCCAGUCAAGCCAGUGUAGAAACUGGCAAGACAGUUCAGUGAGUUAUGCAGCUGGAGCACUCAGGAUCCACUGA
Molecule: messenger RNA, 585 nt
Organism: Manis javanica (Malayan pangolin)
Lineage: Eukaryota; Metazoa; Chordata; Mammalia; Pholidota; Manidae
Source: RefSeq, a predicted model, not a curated record